Messenger RNA from Aspergillus tanneri, 492 nucleotides. RefSeq names its product mediator of RNA polymerase II transcription subunit 31 (gene SOH1). The record is from RefSeq and is a predicted model, not a curated record. Gene Ontology annotation, biological process: regulation of transcription by RNA polymerase II. Bases 1 to 492 code for a protein of 163 amino acids. Gene Ontology annotation, cellular component: core mediator complex; mediator complex. Gene Ontology annotation, molecular function: transcription coregulator activity. Lineage: Eukaryota; Fungi; Ascomycota; Eurotiomycetes; Eurotiales; Aspergillaceae. The transcript has a single exon.
AUGGAUCAACCGCCACUGCCUGAUCAGCCACAAGAGCCUCCGACUUUGACCAAUCCUCGGUUCACCCUUGAGCUCGAAUUUGUCUCCUCCCUCGCAAACCCCUACUACCUCUCUCAUCUCGCUGUCAACUACCCAAACCUACUAGGGAUAUCUGGUGCUGGCGAUGAUGACGACACGAAGGACGAUACCUCUGAUCCGGACGCACAGGCAUUCGCGGCCUACCUUGCCUACCUCUACUCCUACUGGAAGACUCCGGAGUACGCCCAAUUUCUGACGCAUCCCGGCGCAACCUUGCGUGCGCUCCGUCUUCUUCAGGAAGAGACAUUCCGCCGUGACAUUAUUCGUCCGCAAGUCAUCGAGGGUUUGGCGGGCACCGGCGUCGUUGGCUACCAGGACGGUACGGACGCUGACACGGGGCAGCAGGAGGGGGAACAAGCUGGACAAACCCAGGACAAUCAGGGAGAGGGGACAGACAAUCCGUUAAAAACAUGA